Alosa alosa (allis shad) is the source of this 2024-nucleotide messenger RNA. RefSeq names its product galectin-3-binding protein A-like. Lineage: Eukaryota; Metazoa; Chordata; Actinopteri; Clupeiformes; Clupeidae. Gene Ontology annotation, cellular component: membrane. Bases 44 to 1750 code for a protein of 568 amino acids. The record is from RefSeq and is a predicted model, not a curated record. The transcript has 6 exons.
UGUUUGUUGACUGCUUGAGGGACUGCACAUUUUACAUAUCAAAAUGCUGGCAUUAAGAGGCUUGUACAGGCUUAUUGUGGUGUGCAUGUUACUCAGUAAGCUGGAAUCAAGGACUCUGGACUGGCUGGACGGUGGACAUAAGGAAGUGAAAGAGGGUGAUGCUCGUCUGGUGGGAGGGAAAUCUCCAUCCGAAGGACGGGUGGAGGUGUUCCACGCUGGUAGCUGGGGGACAGUGUGUGACGAUGACUGGGGAAUUGAGGAGGCGCAGGUGGUGUGCAGGCAGUUGGGUUUCCGUGGAGCCAUUUCAGCAGAACCAGGAGCAAAGUUCGGACAAGGUUCUGGAAAAAUAUGGCUGGAUGAUCUGGGAUGCAAAGGCAGUGAGAGCUCCCUGAGCAUCUGUGCCUUUAAGGGCUGGGGAGUGACAGACUGCUCCCAUUCAGAGGAUGCCAGUGUGGUGUGUGAUGUUGAUCCAGCUUUUAACAUCACCAAGAGCUACUCUCUGGAUCACAGCAUUGAGCUCACUGACCAGUUGGGGGAGCUGUUUGACAGUGGCAAGGGUUGUGAUUUCACCCUCACAUUCUCCUAUACCCCGGAGGAUUCACUGGAGGUGGAGACAGUUAUGGACAUGGCUAAUAACACAAAAGAGACCAUCUGUGUACAUCGCUUGGUACUCUCUCUCUUCCCAAAGUUUGUUUUAAUCAACUCAAGCUAUGAAAUGGAGAUCAGCUCAAACUGCCUGCCUUACAUCAGAGAAUUCACACGGUACCUCUACACACGCACUGUCACAGUCACCGUCUCCUCCAUGCAGUGUCUUCAUCAACUGGCUUCUGAGUUCGGCGCAGUGCGUCUGCUGGAAGACAUUGGACGUCUCUUUGUGCCCCUGCUGCCUGAAGAUACAUCCUUCCGUACACAGGUGGCGCUGUUCAAGUACGCUGGGCGGUCUGGUGACGGCCUGCUCCGUGACAACGUCUUGCGUUACCUGGGCUGGAACAUGGAGCCGCUGGUGGCUUCAGCCCAGUGGAAGAGCCUAUCAGAGGAGCUCCUGAAGGGUCUGCUGGUCCGCACAGACCUGGUGCUGCCAGACGAGGCCUGGCUGCUGGCUGCUCUAGAGGCCUGGGUCCUGGAGCAAGGUGAGGCGGUGACCCCUGAACAGCAGGCAGCUCUGCUGGGUCACCUGCGUUUCCCCAUGAUGACCCCCGAGCAGCUCUAUGAGGUGCCCUUCACCGCCCGCCUCUACAGCAGUCACAAAGAGCUGUUCUCCGCUGGAAUCCUACAAGGGUUCCAGUUCCACGCACUGAGCUUCUCUGUCCUGACUGGACAUGUGGAAGGACAAAGCGAACAGUUCCAGUCCAGGAUUUACACUGCCGAUCCCUGGAGCAUUGGUAUAAAUGGCACAGACUUUCCCUUAUAUUACUCUUCUCAAAUUGAAAAGAUACUCAAGACCCCAGUACCCAUUACAUCCACUUUUUCAUCUAGAUAUCUCCAAUGGAGGGCUAUCCUCUUUAAAUCUGAUCAGAGUUUUUCUGGCCGCCUUCAAAUAGAAAUCUAUCUGGGAGAAUAUGAAAGUCACUUCCAGUUCAGCAACAGACUAGUAUUAUACUGUAAAGGGAGAUAUGCCUUUCAUGUGCAAGAAUUUAAAAACAAUGAAGCUAAAAUCUCAGACACCAUUCAUAACACAUGCCCAGAUGAUCUUACCUACCAAUUUGUUGUUCGUCCUCAUAUGUCUGAGAAGACUGCCUCUUUGUCCUAGACAAUGUGCUCAUGUUUCUCUUUGCUUAAGAUGAUUGCAACAAAUUGUUUUCAUUCAUGUUUACAUUAAUCCAGUCUAUUAUUAGUGUAUCAUGAAAGUAAUUUUGAUGAAAAUCUAAUUUACAGAAUUAUCCUAGAAAGAUCCUAGAUUUCUCUGAAAAUUCUGCAUUCCAGAAUGUUUCUCAGUAAUGUUUUCAUUCAUGUAGAUGAUGUGUCUGUAUUAUUAAAAAAUACUCAAUGAAAUAUUCCCUUACAAAUAAACCCUCUCAAGUUGA